AUGCGACGCGAUGAUGUCACGUGCGCUUCAUGUUGUCACGUCUGUCACCUCCGACCCAAGCCACGUCGUCAACCGUGUUGUCGAGCUCAAAAUACUCUAGUGAUGCCUUCAGCAAAUAUAUCGGACUCGGUCCCCAUCGAAACCGCUCACGAGGACAUGAUACAUGAUGCCCAAUUAGACUACUACGGAAAGCGUCUCGCCACAUGUUCGUCGGAUAGGACAGUGAAAGUUUUCGAUGUUGUGGAUGGAGACUCUCAAAAACUUGCAGCGGGCCAAACCUUGAAGGGACACACAGGUCCAGUUUGGCAGAUCGCUUGGGGACACCCCAAAUUCGGCCAAAUACUAGCUUCAUGUUCCUACGACGGAAAAGUUUUAAUUUGGAAGGAGCAGCCUGGACAAGGAUGGACGAAAGUGCGUGAACACGCGUUGCAUACCGCGUCUGUGAACGCCCUCUCUUGGGCACCUUACGAGCUCGGACCUAUACUGGCCUGUGCUUCUUCGGAUGGCAAAAUCUCGGUAUUGACCUUCAAAGAUGAUGGUCAAUGGGUGGCCGAUAUUUUCAACGGGCACGCCAUUGGAUGCAAUGCCGUCUCGUGGGCGCCUGCAAUACAACCUGGAUCCCUCAUCACCCCUCAACAAUCGCAACCAUCUAUCCCGGGUCAAGCACCAGCUCAAACUACCCCCUCCGUCAAACGCUUUGCUACAGCCGGCUGCGACAAUCUGGUCAGGAUUUGGCAUUUCCGAGAAGAAUCGCAAUCCUGGGUUGAAGAGGAAGUUCUGGAGGGACACGCUGACUGGGUGAGAGACGUUGCAUGGGCACCGAAUAUUGGACUCCCAAGAAGCUAUAUCGCCACAGCCUCGCAGGAUAAAACAGUCCUGAUAUGGACGAAGGAGACACCUACCUCCUCUUGGGUUAAGACAACGUUAGACCCGGCGUCCGCCCUUACCUCACCUGUCAAUGGCGCACCUGCGGCAGCAACCACCCCCGCUGGAAAGUUCCCUGAUGUUGUUUGGCGAGUGUCGUGGAGUCUGGCCGGAAAUCUCCUUGCAGUCAGUUGUGGGGAUGGUAAAGUUACAUUGUGGAAGGAGAACCUCAAAGGCGUCUGGGAAUGCGUCAGUGACAUGAAUAGCUAG
Molecule: messenger RNA, 1134 nt
Organism: Marasmius oreades (fairy-ring Marasmius)
Lineage: Eukaryota; Fungi; Basidiomycota; Agaricomycetes; Agaricales; Marasmiaceae
Exons: 6
Coding region: 1-1134 (377 amino acids)
Biological process (GO): COPII-coated vesicle budding; positive regulation of TOR signaling; protein import into nucleus
Cellular component (GO): nuclear pore outer ring; COPII vesicle coat
Molecular function (GO): protein binding; structural molecule activity
Source: RefSeq, a predicted model, not a curated record